CUUAUUUUUUUUUUUUUACUGUAUAUGCUGAAGUGAAACAUGCCUUUGCUGAAGUGGAGCAGACGAGGCCGAACGUAGAGGCGAUAUGUGCCUCAUACGUUGCCAUUUAUUCAGCGAGGUUACACUCUUGUUUAUAGACGAUCUUGGACGAUCCGGAAACAGAAACGCCACGGCUACUUCCGGUUCCGCCUCCUGCCGUCAGCUGACUGCCGUUUGUUUGCAAACAGCUCCGUCCACAGGGUUCGCGGUCCGCCCGCGUCCUCUCCUCCUCCUGCGCCUCCUGCGCCUCCAGCGCCUCCUGCGCCUCCACCAUGGGAGAAGACGACGCCGGCGACAUCAUCGAGCACCACGUGGAGGAGGAGAUGGAGAAGAGAGGGACGAGGAGCCACGCGGCGUCCUCCUCGUUCCCGGCGAGUCCGCCCGACGGGGAGGGUCCCAGCAGCACCCAGUCCUCCCACCGCCUGCUGGCCUACAGCGAUGCCCUCAUCUCCAUCAUCGCCACUGUCAUGAUUUUACCUGUGGCCCACACAAAAGUGCAGGACGAUGAGGAGUUGAGGGAGAGCGUCCAACUGCUGCUCACCACAAAGAUCGGCGUUUACCUGAUGACAUUCCUCAUAGUGAACGUAGCCUGGGCUGCUCACAUCAGGUUGUUCCAGGUGGUGGUGCGGAUCGAUGACUGUCUGGCUUUGCUCAACCUUGCCUGCAUGAUGCUCAUAACCUUCCUGCCGUACACGUUCUCUCUUAUGGCAACUUUCCCCCAGAACAUCCUGGGGAUUUUACUGUUCUGUGGGUGCGUGAUGGUGACGGGCGUCAUCCAGUCGCUGAUCGUGUUGUACGCCUUCAGCCGCCCGUUCCUGCUGAACGAACACAUCCAGAUCUCCGAGAACCGCAGCGUCUAUAAACACCACAUCCUGAAGGUCAUCGUGAGAGUGCCCCUCAUGUGCUUCCUGGCCAGCAUCGCGUCCCUGAUCGUCUUCCAGCUCUCGUACGCUCUGUUGGCGCUCGUCAUCUUCCUGCCCUACAUCUCCCAGUUUCUGAAGUGGUGCCGCAGCAAAGCGCUGGGUCAGAGGGAGGAGAGUCCCGACGCGGUGAUGUUCUACACCUACCUGCCCAACGAGCCGCUCAGUAAGGACCGAGUGGAGGCGUUCAGCGACGGCGUCUACGCCAUCGUAGCUACGCUCCUCAUCCUGGACAUAUGCGAGGACAACGUUCCGGACCCAGCGGUGGUGGAGGCCCGGUUCGGGGGGGACCUGAUCGCGGCGCUGCGGGUCUACGGGCCGGAGUACCUGGCCUACUUCGGCUCCUUCGCCACCGUGGGGCUGCUGUGGUUCACCCACCACUCGCUCUUCCUGCACGUCACCAGGGCCACGCGCCUCAUGGGGCUGCUCAACACCUUCUCGCUGGCCUUCGUGGGCGGCCUGCCGCUGGCGUACCAGCUGACGCACGAAUUCCCGCCCAAUUCCCAAAACGAGCUGGAGGCCAUUCAGAUCAGCUGCGUCAUCAUCUUCUUCGCGGGCACGUUCCAGCUCUGCAUCUGGGUGGUGGCUCUGUUCAGCGAGAGGGAGGCGCUGCACCCGUACGUGCGCUACGGCGGGCGCGAGCACGUGUUGAUGCUGGCCAAGCUGGCGCUGUACCCCUGCGUGGCUCUGGGGACCUUCCUCCUCACCUGCGUUCUGAGCAGGUUCAGCGCUCCCAUCUUCCACCUGAUGGAGAUCACGGUGCCCUUCGCGUUCCUGCUGCUCAGGCUGCUGGUGCGGCUCGUUGCGGCAGUGGUGCGGCUCGCCGUGUGUCCCGACAGGUCCGACCCCACGGCUGUGGAUGAGCAGCAGGAGGCCACGGUGCCGUUUAGCGCCGCGGAGGCCCAGCGCGGGUGCUGAGAUGUCAUUGUGUGAUGCUUCACAAACAGGAGGAGCGUGGGUCAGAGGCUGAAGGUCGAACACAGACGCCAUCGUUCAGGCGAACAGUCCGUCCAACGUUACACUUUGAAGCCAGUAACUGCAUGUCGAAGGGAAUAUUUCCAGCUAUUAUACGGUAACGCUUCUCGCAAAGGGCUUGGUGUCGUUCUAAAUGGGUGCAGCCAGACUCAUUCUAAUGCACUAGUUUUAAAUUGUCCAAUUCAUUUUGAGUCUUUGGUUAAAAACGAGCUACGUUAUGAAGACGUGUUGUUGAUUUUAGUCUUAUUAUUUCUUCUUUUCUUGAUGCUUGUGAGGCCAGUUUUUCAGGCAGCGCUGCUCUCGUUUUUGAAUGCAGGAGCCGAGUACAGAUUCCCGUGCUGAAAAUUGGUAGGGACUUGAAUUUGAGAUGCACUUUAAAGGAAGGCUGCCAGGUGAUGAAGCCCAGAGCUGGAAGACUAAAGAACCUUCUCAAAUUUUAGUAGUUGUAUUUUUAGGGCACGUUGUUUCUGGUCACAGUCUUCACACGCGUCAUUGUUCUGUUCUCAGCUCCGUCCAUUUGCACCUGAUGUCGUUAACGCCAAACGCUGCAUUUGCUGCCUCACUGCACAAAAGUUUAAAAAUCAGCUGUGUGUAAAUAAAACUUGUUCUUUGUUCUAUGUGGAAGUGGUCUGGUCCACAAAAUAACAAUAAACAGGCAGCAUAAAGAAAAUGAGUUUAUUUACCUGCGCACAGUAAACAGCCUCACAAUAUCUCUAACAAUAUAUUAUCUGCUCUGGACACUUUGUAUUUGCCCCUACAUGAACAAACUACCUCAGUAGAAUCUAUAAUCAUCUCAACUCCAAAGCUACAGAUUUUCAUUAGAAAACAUUUCUGCUUUAAGCAAAUCAAACAUUAUACACAAAGUGAUAAAUAGAUCUUCUGACAUGUCGUUUACAAGCACCUUUUCUUUCCUAGAGUCGUUUCAUCACCUUCACAACA
This is a messenger RNA of Betta splendens (Siamese fighting fish), 2873 nucleotides long. RefSeq names its product transmembrane protein 175 (gene tmem175). The transcript has 10 exons. NCBI's taxonomy places the organism in Eukaryota, Metazoa, Chordata, Actinopteri, Anabantiformes, Osphronemidae. Gene Ontology annotation, cellular component: endosome; lysosome. Bases 312 to 1877 code for a protein of 521 amino acids. Gene Ontology annotation, molecular function: proton channel activity; potassium ion leak channel activity. The record is from RefSeq and is a predicted model, not a curated record.